AUGUUGGCCAUCAAUCUCGUGCAGGUUGACCCAACAUCCUUUACCAAGAAGCGCAAGCCCAACACCUUUGUCUCCGCUGAGCACACAUUUGUCAUUGACAAUCAGGCUUCUAAGGGUCGAGAGAGGCCGGGCGUGGUUCAUGCAAGCUCUACUAAUAGGCCCUGCGUUGUAGAACUGCCUUGCUUCGGGUGCCAUCUGUCGGCUUACUCAAAUUUGGGCUUCUUCAGGGAGAACGUCAUAGAUCACGCAUUUGAAGUGCUUCCACACUCGGGUGAACAAUCCGGCUCGGGCACAAACCCCGCCGAAUCGCCAGCACCUGAUGAUAGCCCUGGAGGGUCACUCGGAGGGAUUGAUACCGAGACGCCAUAUGCCACUUUUCGAAAUGAUCAGCAUGGUACCAGUGGAAGCAUUUCUAUGUCACAGCUGGAUUUAACGGGUCAGUCCUUGCAGCCCGCUCAGCCAUCAGCCGCCGCCGACCAGGUCAUCUCAGGUCCAUCUAGAAUUCCGAUGCGUAUAGAUCGAUUCGAGGCCUAUGUGAAAGACAGCCUUGGGUCAUACGCUCCAUCCUUCCUGGAACAACAACAGCACGACUAUGCUUAUCCCCAUGCGAAUCCGGCGAGUGACACUCAGCACGACAGUGUUCCAACAGCCGGUCCUGGGCAAGAUACCAAUUGGUUCCAGAAUAGAAGAGCCCCUGGGCCGUUAGAGGUCAACAUGUCCUCUCGUUCCACUCUCAAUCUGGAGCAGCAAGCUCUCAUGCUCGACUCGGCAGACAUGGAAUACCUUAAGGCGAAGGGUGCCUUUGACCUGCCGCCUCGAAGAUUACAGGAAGAUCUUGUUGAGGCUUACUUUGCUGAUGUACACCCAACCGCACCUGUCAUCAAUCGCCACGAGUUUCUCUGCACUUUCCACGGCGGUGGAAGCCCAAGCCGGCUGCUUCUGUUCGCCAUCUUCACGUCUGGGUCUCGUGCCUGUCGAAAUCCAGCGCUUCUAGACAGCAAGGGGUCGAACCAAAGCAGUGCACAGCGGUUUUACAAAGCCACAAAGGCCUUGUUGGAUACCGGCUACGAGCAAAGCCGACUUGUACGCGUCCAGGCGUUGCUGCUUCUUACCUGGUGGUGGGAUAAGAAGGACGAUGGGGGGAGAAACAUGCGAUCAUGCGCCGUUGAUGCAAUCAACACAGCGCAGAGUAUUGGAAUGCAUCGAUGGGACCAUUAUCCCAAGGAUGAUCUAGUAUUAGGGCGCCUGUGGAAACGAAUAUGGUGGACAUGUUUUAACCGUGAUGUGGCGGUCGCCGUUUCUCAUGGUCUUCCUUGCAUCAUUUCGCUAUCCGAUUUCGACGUUUACCCUUUGACCACAGAGGAUUUCAUUGAGGAACCCGAGGUCGCGGAGCAUCUCCAUCGAUAUCCAUACCAACCUAUCGAAGUGGCAUUCUCGAUAGAAGUCAUCAGGGUGGCCGAGGCUCUACAUCAUAUUCACCAGGAGCACUUCGUCACACAGCAUCUCCAAAAGCCCGUGACCGGCUCCAUCGCGGAGCGCGAGGCGAAUCUGGCGUCUCUAAGAGACCUGGGUCAGUCACCCCUACCCCCUGGUGAGAAGGGGGUAAGAAUAGGCUUCCCCGACGACUAUAACGACCAUGGGAUCCAGCUCUGCCGAGACUGGCUUGACCGAGUUCCUCAGGCCCUGCAGUACGAUAUAAAUGACAUUCAGAAGCAUGAGUUUUGGCCGGCCUUUCUGCACAUCCUAUACUAUACAAACAUUAUGCUGCGUUUCCGGGGCAAGGCAGUCGCUCGCCAGACCCAGGGUCGUGCAGAGGCCGAGCGACUCUAUUGUCAAGCUCGAGGUAUCGCUGCAGCAACCAUGGUCAGCAGGAUUCUUCGCAACCCUUGUCCUCAUCUGACCAAGACCCUCCCCAGUACCAUCUCGCUCUUCAACUGCCUCAUCUUCUUCCUCAUCGAAGGUCAGUCGCCAAAUGACGAGGUUCGACGUGACGCCCAGACCAAGUACUCGUUGUGCCUGCACGUCUUGUACGAGUUUAGCCAACUCUGGGUCAGCGCAUCUCUGAUCCACCGGCUAUUCGAGACGUUGCAAGCCAACAUGCAACUUCCGAGAUCUGCAGGCUCAUCCCUGUUUGACGCCAAUCAUUGGCAGGCGCCUCUUCCAGGUUUGCGUGUCUCUAGCGACAUUACCGAAUCUUACAUGAGACAGUUGCUGGCAAUGGAUUUCCACUAUGAAGGCAGUAGCGUAGCUGGCUUGAGUGUUGGCCAAUCCUCAUCCGGGCUGGGAACAGACUUUUUCCCUCCUGUCGAAGCACCUCAAUACUUUCUCGAGGAUUCGUCGCGGCCGUCUCCAGAUCUGACCCUCCCGCUUGGAGCCAGUGUCCCAAGCUCCUUAGACAUAGAGCAGUGGUGCGUUUUCCCCAGCUUCCUUCACACCCAUCCCGACAAAGAUAUGAAUCCCUCUGAAGUUACGGAGCUGACCAGCGCCGGGUAA
Molecule: messenger RNA, 2493 nt
Organism: Fusarium vanettenii 77-13-4
Lineage: Eukaryota; Fungi; Ascomycota; Sordariomycetes; Hypocreales; Nectriaceae
Exons: 10
Coding region: 1-2493 (830 amino acids)
Biological process (GO): DNA-templated transcription
Molecular function (GO): DNA binding; zinc ion binding
Source: RefSeq, a predicted model, not a curated record